CGCCUUAAAACUGAAUCGAAAACAACAAAGGUCAAAGAUUCUUCGUUUUAUUGCUCCCUCCUCCUCGUCUUCUUCUUCUUCGUUGUCUCUGCAACAAUCUUAGAUUCAGAAUUUCGAUCCCCAUGUAUUGUAAUCUCUGUUGGAUCUCUAAUUCACAAAUGCAAUUGUAGAGAGAUUUGCUUUUCUUUCUCUUUUAACCCUUCUCCUCCUCUCCGCAUCUCAAUUUGUUCUAAAUCCUUUGUUUGACAUAGACAAGAAGUAGAGACAUUCAAAGUUCUUGUCUUUAUUGUUUGUUCUGGAGAAUGGGAGCACCAAAGCAGAAGUGGACAGCGCAAGAAGAAACAGCUCUGAAAGCUGGAGUUCUCAAACAUGGCACUGGCAAAUGGCGCACCAUUCUCUCCGAUCCUGAGUUUACCUCUAUCCUCAAGUCUCGCUCCAAUGUCGAUCUCAAGGACAAAUGGAGGAACAUAAGUGUAACAGCCAUGUACGGAUCUAGGAAGAAGGCUAAGCUUGCUCUUAAAAAAAUUACAUCCUCUCAUGAUGAUGAUAGCGCUACUACUGCUCUUACCAUCGUUGCUCUCGCUAACGGAGUUCAACACAUUUCUUCUCCUCCUGUUUCUUGUCUACCACCACCACCACUACAGCCAGAUUUUGAAGGACUCUUUACAAGUGUGGAUGAAUUGAUAUUAGAGGCUAUCACUAAUUUUAAGAGACAUUUGGGUCCUGAUGGAAAGUCCAUCUUGCUCUAUGUAGAGGAGAAACACAAUAUGCAACCUGAUAUGAAACGGCUUGUCACUUCAAGACUUAAGCAUUUGGUUAAUGUCGGAACUAUAGUCAAGAUAAAGCACAGAUACAGGAUUUGUCGGAACGGAGCAGAACAAAGCUCACCUCAACUCUUUUUGGAAGGGAACAAGGAGAAUGGUGGUGUCCAACAACAUCUUACUCAAUCCCAAGGAGAUGGGGAGUUGUUUAUGAUAAAGGGCAUGACAGCACAAGAAGCUGCUGCAGCAGCUGCAAGAGCAGUGGCGGAAGCAGAGUUUGCAAUAUCAGAAGCUGAAGAAGCGGCUAGAGAGGCAGAUGAAGCCGAAGCAGAAGCUGAAGCUGCACACAUUUUUGCCAAAGCUGCAAUCAAAGCUUUGAAGUAUAGGAUGCAAUGUAGUGAAGCCAGAUAAUGCCAAGUUUGAAUAGCUGCAGUAAUUUUUGGGGGGGUUAGUAAAAGUGUAUAUUCUGCAGCUUGUAGCAUUGGUCCCUAACUGAGAAAAAGAUUAUGUAAAACAUUUGUCUGUUGUUAUGUUGUUUAUCUCUUCUUUGUAGUAACCUCAAAGGUUUCACUGGUUUGAAGAGAACAUAAAUAAAGCCUUUGAUCAUCA
Messenger RNA from Raphanus sativus (radish), 1370 nucleotides. Its product is annotated as telomere repeat-binding factor 3. Lineage: Eukaryota; Viridiplantae; Streptophyta; Magnoliopsida; Brassicales; Brassicaceae. Gene Ontology annotation, cellular component: nucleosome. The record is from RefSeq and is a predicted model, not a curated record. The transcript has 6 exons. Gene Ontology annotation, molecular function: double-stranded telomeric DNA binding. Bases 303 to 1172 code for a protein of 289 amino acids. Gene Ontology annotation, biological process: nucleosome assembly.